AUUCAUACACCAUAGACCUCUUAUUUCUUUAACCUAGGAACUCAAAAAUCCCCAAGACCAGAUAAACCUACCUCCAUACCCUCUUCAAUCUCAUCCUACCAAUAAUUAUCCGACUCGUGCAUUCCAUGCAAGUUAAACCACCAAAUUAAACACUAAUAUUUUCUCUCUCUUUAACCAUGGAAGCUGAUCUUCUGCAAAACCCUACUAGUACUUCUCUCUUAAACACAGCAACAACAACAACCACUCAGAGUACUUCUCUCUUAAGAGGUUGUCUUGGAAGUCUCGAUGGAGCAUGUAUAGAGAAGCUUCUACUUCACUGUGCAAGUGCCUUGGAAAGCAAUGAUGUCACGUUGGCUCAACAAGUGAUGUGGGUUCUCAACAAUAUUGCUUCUUUAGUUGGUGACCCUAAUCAAAGACUCACUGCUUGGUUCUUGAGGGCUCUUAUUUCUAGGGCUUCUAAGGUUUGUCCAACUCCCACAUCGAUUAAUGACAAUAAUUUUGAUGGUAGCAGCACCAUUAUUCAAAGGAGGCUGAUGACUGUUACUGAACUCGCCGGGUACGUGGAUCUAAUCCCUUGGCAUCGAUUCGGAUUUUGUGCUUCGAAUAGUCUGAUUUUCAAGGCUAUUCAAGGGUUCAAUAAAGUUCAUAUAUUAGAUUUUAGUAUAACUCAUUGUAUGCAAUGGCCUACUCUAAUUGAUGCACUUGCUAAAAGGCCUAAAGGUCCUCCUUCUUUGAGAAUUUCUGUGUCUUCAAUUAGGCCACCAGUCCCUCCUUUGGUUAAUGUGUCUAUUGAAGAAGUUGGUCUCCGGUUAGCGAAUUUCGCUAGGUUUAGAGACGUUCCAUUUGAAUUCAAUGUGAUUGAAAGCAAGGACUUCAUGACUAGCUUUGAUUUUGAAUCAUUGAUGAAUAUUACAUAUCAAGAGGAUGAGGCUUUGGUGAUUAAUUGUCAAAAUUGGAUACGAUAUUUGUCCGACGAGGAUUAUCGGAAUAAUAUUGGUACUAACGAUGUUCCAUUACGCGAUGCUUUCCUUGACAUAAUCAAAGGACUAGACCCUUGUCUUGUAAUUGUGGUUGAUGAAGAUUCUGAUUUGAAUGGACCAAGUCUUGCAUCAAGAAUUACAUCUUGUUUUAAUUAUCUUUGGAUACCAUUUGAUGCACUUGAGACCUUCUUGCCUAAAGAGAGUCGACAAAGGAUUGAAUUCGAGUCCGAUAUUGGUCACAAAAUUGAGAACAUCAUAAGCUAUGAAGGAGGUCAAAGAAUAGAGAGAUUAGAGUCAGGGAUUAAGCUAUCACAGAGGAUUAGGAGCAACGGUUUUUCAAGUGUUCCAUUUUGUGAAGAGACGGUUAAGGAAGUUAAGGGGUUAUUAGAUGAACAUGCAAGUGGGUGGGGAAUGAAGAGAGAAGAAGAUAUGUUGGUGCUCACAUGGAAGGGUCACAACUCAGUUUUUGCAACAGCUUGGGUCCCAAGUCCAUGUGGUUCGUUUGUGGAUUAAGUGGGUUUGGUUAGUGGAUGGGUUUGGUAGGUUGGUGUGGUCCGGGUGAAAGAGAAGAGACAUAGUGGAGUUGCUUUUUCUAAGGCUGCAAAAAAAUGCGGACAAGACAGGAAGAAAAACGGCAACUUCUUUGGACUGACGUUAAAUUGCACAUUUUAUUAAUUUAGGGGCAAAGAGAGGAAUGUACAUAUUUUAUGCAGUGUAUGAGACAAAAUCUUGUAUCACUUUGUUUUUCCCAUCUACUUUGUCAAUUCCCUGUAUAUAAUAAUUGCAUGGUUUCAAACAA
Tripterygium wilfordii is the source of this 1779-nucleotide messenger RNA. RefSeq names its product scarecrow-like protein 32. Gene Ontology annotation, cellular component: nucleus. Gene Ontology annotation, biological process: regulation of DNA-templated transcription. Bases 177 to 1493 code for a protein of 438 amino acids. Lineage: Eukaryota; Viridiplantae; Streptophyta; Magnoliopsida; Celastrales; Celastraceae. The record is from RefSeq and is a predicted model, not a curated record. The transcript has a single exon. Gene Ontology annotation, molecular function: DNA-binding transcription factor activity; sequence-specific DNA binding.